Messenger RNA from Castor canadensis (American beaver), 6047 nucleotides. NCBI's taxonomy places the organism in Eukaryota, Metazoa, Chordata, Mammalia, Rodentia, Castoridae. The record is from RefSeq and is a predicted model, not a curated record.
UGGAGUUCUACUGAGGAAGUCCUUGCCUAUUCCUAUUGUUUCCAGAGCUCCAGAGAUUAUAUUGGGGUUGCCGUUUUGUGAAGCCAUAGACAUGUGGUCAUUGGGAUGUGUGAUUGCAGAAUUAUUCCUUGGAUGGCCGCUCUAUCCAGGAGCCUUGGAGUAUGAUCAGAUUCGAUACAUUUCUCAGACUCAAGGUUUACCAGGAGAACAGUUGUUAAAUGUGGGUACAAAAUCCACAAGAUUUUUUUGCAGAGAAACAGAUAUGUCUCAUUCUGGUUGGAGAUUAAAGACACUGGAAGAGCAUGAGACAGAGACAGGAAUGAAGUCUAAAGAAGCCAGAAAGUACAUAUUCAACAGUCUGGAUGAUAUAGCGCAUGUGAACACAGUGAUGGAUUUAGAAGGAAGUGAUCUUUUGGCUGAGAAAGCCGAUAGAAGAGAAUUUGUUAGUCUGUUGAAGAAAAUGUUGCUGAUUGAUGCAGAUUUAAGAAUUACUCCAGCUGAGACGCUGAACCAUCCUUUUGUUAAUAUGAAGCAUCUUCUGGAUUUUCCUCAUAGCAACCAUGUAAAGUCCUGUUUUCAUAUUAUGGAUAUUUGUAAGUCCCACCCAAAUCCAUGUGACACAAAUAAUCACAAUAAAACUUCACUUUUAAGACCAGUUGCUUCAAGUAGUACUGCUACUCUAUCAACAAACUUUACUAAAAUUGGAACAUUAAGAAGUCAGGCAUUGGCUGCGUCUGCUCAUUCAGUUGUGCAUCAUGGGAUUCCUCUGCAGGCAGGAACUGCACAGUUCGGGUGUGGAGAUGCUUUCCAGCAGACACUUAUUAUCUGUCCCCCAACUAUUCAAGGCAUUCCUGCAGCACAUGGUAAACCCACCAGCUACUCCAUAAGGGUGGACAGCACAGUGCCACUUGUGACUCAGGCUCCAGCGGUGCAGCCACUGCAGAUCCGACCAGGAGUUCUCUCACAGCAGACAUGGUCUGGUAGAACACAGCAGAUGCUGGUACCUACCUGGCAACAGGUAACACCCAUGCCUCCUGCUACUGCAGCACUAACUGCUGAGGGUGUGGCCAGUUCUCAGAGACUUGGAGACUGGGGGAAAAUGAUUACACACAGCAAUCACUACAACUCCAUGAUGCCGCAGCCUCUUUUAACCAAUCAGAUAACUUUAUCAGCCCCUCAGCCUAUCAGCGUGGGCAUUGCACAUGUUGUCUGGCCCCAACCUGCCACUACCAAGAAAAAUAAACUAUGUCAGAACAGAGGUAUUUUGGUAAAACUAAUGGAAUGGGAGCCAGGAAGAGAGGAAAUAAAUGCUUUCAGUUGGGGUAAUUCAUUGCAGAAUACCAAUAUCCCACAUUCAGCAUUUAUUUCUCCAAAGAUAAUGAAUGGGAAAGAUGUCGAGGAAGUAAGUUGUGUAGAAACACAGGACAAUCAUAACUCUGAAGGAGAGGCAAGAAAUUGCUGCGAAGCAUCUGUCAGCCAGGACUCCGAUUCAUCCGUUUCAGACAAACAACGGCAAACGAUCAUCAUCGCCGACUCCCCGAGUCCUGCAGUGAGUGUAAUCACUAUUAGCAGUGACACUGAUGAGGAAGAGACCGCACCCCGACAUUCACUCAGAGAGUGUAAAGGUAGUCUCGAUUGUGAAGCUUGCCAGAGCACUUUGAAUAUUGAUCGGAUGUGUUCAUUAAGUAGUCCUGAUAGUACUCUGAGCACCAGCUCCUCAGGGCAGUCCAGCCCAUCCCCUUGCAAGAGACCGAAUAGCAUGUCAGAUGAAGAACAAGAAAGUGGCUGUGAUACUGUGGAUGGCUCUCCAACAUCAGACUCUUCAGGGCAUGAUAGUCCAUUUGUAGAGAGCAAUUUUGUGGAGGACACUCCUCAAAACACAGAAAUAGUAACCUCUGCUGACACGGAAACCAAGCCAGCUGUUUGUACUGUUGUGGUGCCGCCAAUGGGAAUAGACAGUGGAUUAAGUGCGGAAGAGCAUAUGGCAAACACAGAUUCUACAUGCCAGCCAUUAAUAAAAGGACGGUCUGCCCCAGGAAGACUAAACCAGCCUUCUGUAGGGGGUAAUCGUCAGCAGAAAUUAACAUCAGCAUUCCAGCAGCAGCAUUUGAAUUUCAGUCAGGUUCAGCACUUUGGAUCUGGGCAUCAAGAGUGGAAUGGAAACUUUGGACAUCGAAGACAGCAAGCUUACAUCCCUACUAAUGUUACCAGUAAUCCAUUCACUCUUUCUCAUGGAAGUCCUAACCACACAGCGGUGCAUGCCCAUUUGGCUGGAAAUACACACCUCGGAGGACAGCCUACUCUACUUCCAUACCCAUCAUCAGCCACCCUCAGUAGUGCUGCACCAGUGGCCCACCUCUUAGCCUCUCCAUGUACCUCAAGACCUAUGUUACAGCAUCCGACUUACAAUAUCUCCCAUCCCAGUGGCAUAGUUCACCAAGUCCCUGUGGGCAUAAAUCCCCGCCUCUUACCAUCCCCAACCAUUCAUCAGACUCAGUACAAGCCAAUCUUCCCACCACAUUCUUACAUUGCAGCAUCACCUGCAUAUACUGGAUUUCCACUGAGUCCAACCAAACUCAGCCAGUAUCCAUAUAUGUGAAAAGUCAAAAACAGCAUAUUGAGGAAGCUCAAUGACACAAACAUUUGAUUAAAAUAAAGACAUGGUAUUUAAUAAGUAUUAGCCAUGGCACAAGAAAACUAUUUUUGAAUCAUGUAGACUUGGGUGCAAUUUAAACAACUUUGAGCUUUAAAAAAAAAAUCUCAACUUUUAAUGUGUUUUGCACAUUUGGUAUAACUUGUCUUUGGUCAUGUUAUCUUCUUAUGUAGUAACUAGACAGGUGACUUAUGGGAGCAGAAGUCCAGUUUUGCUCCUGCUAUUUUUUAUAAAAUUGCCUUCUAACUAGUGCAAGACACGUCCACAUUUGGGAAGCCAUUCUGUGUACAGACUUAGAGCAACAGAUGCACAUAUGUCAGAAUUACAGCGUACAGUGAAUUGUAUUAUCUGUGUCUUAGUGUAUAAAUGUUGGGUCACAUAACCUAAGAAAUUGAGCUAUUGUUCUUUACAUUUGCAUGUGUCUUUUGCAUGGGCAAAAUGUUGCCUAGACUUUGCUCUUAAUGUUGUUCUAAUAAUCUCAGCUGCAUUGUAAACCGUUCCCACACAUAGUGCCUUAAAUAUUUGAGGUUGUUAAUGUUAUUACCUAUCUAUAAAUGUUGAGGACUGCAGCACUUAAAAUCCAGACCUACUCUUUAGUUUUCUUUUGAUAGAGUAAUGUUCAUUUUUGGUUUUGUGUGGUAUGAUUUCAGAUGGUAGCUGUUCUUUCCUUAUUAAGAGGGCAGCAUGUUUGCUAUAGCUGAAAUCUACUGUCUGAUUUUUCAGAAUGAUCUAGCUUCAAGAAAAGCAAGGAGUUUGUAGUGCUUAAGAAAAAUUGAUUCAGUAUCUAAUGGAUAGUUGAUAACUGUCACAGCACAGCUUUUUAUAUACUGUUAAGUGAAACUGCAAUACAAUCUAAGUUUAUUUUGGGAGUGUUUGCUGUAUAAUUGGAUUUAAAAAUGUUUAGAGGUGCGGUAGGCAUGACUUUGAGUAGAUAAUGAAAGAAAAUGCAAAAUGCUCAUUGAUUCAUGAUGUGGUUUCAUCUUAGCUUGGGCAGACCACGCAGUAUUUAAUAAAUAGUAGCAGAAUAUUUACUAUUGAAGCUUGAAAAGAUGUGAGUUCUUUGUGUGCAAUUUUUCAUUUAUGCAUGUGAGAGGGUUUUUGGUUUUUGGUUAUUUUUUUAAAGUAUUUUUACAUUGUAGUAAUUGUUUUGCUUGUUGGUGGUGUUUGCUUAUUUAAUACAUUCCGUCAGGGACAAAAAUUACAUGCUUUUUUUUUUUUUUCCUAGGAAGUGUGUCUUGGGUUUUCCCCUUCCUUUUUUCCUCCCUUGGUGGUGAUGGUGAUGAUGUUUAAAUGAAGUUGCUUUUACAGCACCAAAGACUUAAUCAUCCAUUUCUUAUAUAAAAGGUAGCUACUUUUUGCAUAGACCUCAAGUAUAUUGUAGUGUAGAGGUGGAAUUUAAAGAAAGGUAUUAAACUGAGGCUGUGUUUUAGCUUACAGGCAAGUAAUAAAUUGUAUCAUUUAUCUUGAAUGUAUCAUAGAUAAGCUGCUAUAUAACGAUUGCCACUUCAGAUAGCUGUGAAAUUAGAUGAUUAACUAGUUGUUAUUUAGCUUUCUGAUUUCUGUAUAAGUCUAACUACAUGAAAUAGAAGUUGGGGUUUUGAUUUUUUACUUUGCUUUUCUGUUUGGAGUGUCAUUGUAACUACUGUAUUGUAAAUGAUGGAAAAUAAUUGCAUAUGUUAUUUUGGGGUGUGUUUUUGCAUCAGUAUUUUAUCUCUAUUAAUGUUUGUGCUCAUCACUGCAUAUAAAAACUUGGAUGUAUCAAUGUAACUUAAUUUUUUAUUUUCAUACUGGCAGUGUAGACUUGAGAAAGCUGUAUCUUGCAGGCUUGACUUAACUUUUUUUCCUUAAAAUCUGGAAUAUAAUCUUAUAGCAUUUACUGGAAUACACAGUACAAAGCAUUGGGGUGUAAACCUCUCCAGAUGUUUUGGAUUUGCAGCAUUUCUCUAUAAAUGAAUUGCAUACCACUAGUACAGCUGUACUACAGCAUUGACAAUAAGCUAAUAAUGGGUGAACCUUUCUUUACUCCAUUAACACAAGCAGUGUUUUAUUUAAUAAUCAUCAAUGAAAUAAAUGUGCCUGAGAUUGAUUUUAAAAAUUACAGUAUUAGAUCAUAAAAUAAAAACCAGCAGUACAUUUUUAGUCACACUGAAAAUGAAGGACUUAAUUUUCCCCACAAGUUUCAGUGUUUUUAUUAAUCAAUUCUAUGCAUUUUAUAUAAAUAGAAAAAAUAUAUAAUACACAUAAUAAGGAGUAAGAUUAAUUUAAAAGAUUAUUUACAGAUGACACAUUUAUGGAGUCACUAUUUACAAAGUUGCUGCCAUCCACAGCGUUCUGAUUUUAUUUAUAUGGUCUAGCAGAUUACUGUUAUCUGCUCAUUUCUUGGAAAAGAAUCAACGCUGGCAAUGGAUGUUUCAGAAACACCAAGUGCAAAAGAUCGAUCGUAUCACAACAGGUACAAAACUGGCGCAGUUUGCUUUUUGUUCAGGGCCAUGUUUACUGCCCUGAAAUGAUAUAUUUUUUGUAUUUAAGUUCCAAGACUCAGGUAGUCUUGUUAAACUGACAGUUAAAUGGUAAAGGUCAACAUUUUCAUUGCAACAGUAAUGUUUGUUAAAGGCAUAUUGCAGUUAAAUACACUGCUCUUAAUUAAUUGCAAUCAUGGACUUUUUGAUGUGUUUAAAAGUUAAAAACUUCAAAAUCCUACUAAAGUCUAAAUUUAGAAUGUUGAGACAAAAGCAUGUGGAUUUAUACCCUCUUUAAAAACCAUUUUUAUCAGUUUUCUUUGGUUUUAAUGCUUUCUUAAAUAAAACACUGCAUGAUUUCCAAGCUGCAUAUUUGCAUACUAUUUUAAUUUGCAAAUUAAUUUUUAUCAACUAUUCUGAUAUUUAGUUUUUUCCUUCAGGGUAUUUAAAUAUGUUACUAUUUUAGCAAAACCUUUUAAUUUUUAAAAUCUCUACUGCUAAUUUUAAAUCUGGUUUGUGUUAAGUAAAAGUUAACUCAUACACUGCAAGGUGUAGGAAGAUUUGUUUUAAUGAAUCCAAUGCUAUAGAUUUGAUUACUAAGUUUGAACUGUUAACCGUUAACAAUUUUAGACUUGUGGCUCUCUUUGACUUGUUUGUUUUUGCUUUUACUUCUAUGCUACACUAGUUUGCCAUGUAGCAAUUGCACUGUGCAAUAUUACAAUAAGGACUGGGAAAAUUUUUAUGGAUGUAAUGUCUAUUACAGUUUGCGAUAGUAUUUCUCUCUAGUUCUCAGUGAUUUAAAUGUGACCAAGCCUUCUGUACUUUGUCACAAAAAGCGGGUUUUCCAGGUGACUAUUUUGGUGAGUGUCAAAAUAAGAAUUUAUGGUGUAUUACUGUUGAUUCACUUUGAAUUAAAAUAUAUAUAUUGCAGCAAA